Messenger RNA from Owenia fusiformis, 3217 nucleotides. Lineage: Eukaryota; Metazoa; Annelida; Polychaeta; Sabellida; Oweniidae. The record is from the annotation of a GenBank genome assembly.
GCUAUGAAUCGGAAACGAGAUUGUGAUUUUCCCGCCCAAUUUUCAAUCGCAGACGAGUUUACCAUCGUGAUAACUUGAGUGUUUGCAAAGUUAGACACACGGUCUGAGUGGAAAUGAAAACGUAUGGCCUCCCAAUCUGACGGCCAGUUUACUUGCACCCAUUGGUCGAAAGAAAUGAAGACAUACAUUUGAGGAAUCAAUUCGAAUCGUUUUUACGUAAUAAAAGGUCUCACCCGGACACCAUCAGUAUGUGCAGGGGGGAACCGAAAAGGAAAGAACGGAUACUUAGGUUAAGAAUUGGAACAGAACUACCCCCGGGGUUCCGAUGACAAAAACAGAUAAUGACAAUUAGCAAUCAGACAGUCGAACUGCAAAGCAAUUAAAUGUGUGCCUACAAAUAUUAAAUCAAAUCCAAGAACAUGCACAUACUUGGAUCGUACGGAAGAAGAAAGAUCUAAAAAAUCACAAAUUGUUUUUGAAACCGAAGCAGGUUUACAAUCUUAUCCAAAGUGGAUAGGACGACAGACAGAUAGUUACUAAAUGGAACGAUAGAAUUAUUACUUUACUUGUUAAGUUUUCGUUUUUAGUUAAAUUUUAUUUGGAUUAAUCUAUAUCAUUAGUUAUAUACUUUUAUAUUUUGUUAUUCGCCGUUAUCGUUAUGGAUUUUUCACUUUGUUUAUUGUUGACUGUUGCUGUUAGUCAGCUUGGAGGAACCACUGGCCAGUUGGAAGGAUCUGUGGCAGUAUGUGACUUUCCCGAUGGUGUUGAGGUGGACAUCCCACUUAUCUCUGACGACCCCUGUAUUACCUGCAGAUGUUACAAUGGCGAGGUCACUUGCGAGAGGGAAACGUGCAGUAAGGAGGGAUGUCACGUCAUUCUUUUCGACAAACCAAAGGACUCGUGUUGUGACGUUUGCAAAGGGUGUUUUCACGAUGGGAAAGUGUAUGCCAGCGGUAAAGAAUGGACUGACCCCAAGAACCCUUGCAAGACAUUCAAAUGCCAGGGUGGCGUUGUGACUGAGGCAAAGGAGCAGUGUUUUUCUCCAUGCGCCAACCCAUUGUAUGUCCCUGGUCAGUGCUGUCCCAUCUGCACAGAAACCUGUAGUUACAAUGGUCAGGACUACGAAAACGGAGAGACAUUCUAUCCAUUGGAAGAUACAUGUGUGGAGUGUAAAUGUACCGAUGGUCAAGUCCAGUGUAGUAAAAAGGCAUGCCCUGUGCUGAACUGCGCAGAAAAAUUCAUAUACCAACCUAAUGGGACCUGCUGCCCAGUUUGUAAAGGCUCAAGGAUGAUAUUUGACAUUCCCGGCAGAUGUUUCUUCAGGAAUAAGGUGUACAAAAACAACCAAAAAAUAACCAUGGAUACAUGCACCCAAUGUACAUGCGUCAAAGGGACGAUGGUAUGUGAGAGAGACAACUGCCCAAUCUUAGACUGUCCACAGAGUGACAUUGUUCAACAAGACGGAAAGUGCUGCCCAGUGUGUAAAGAAAAACCUAAACAGGGAUGCGAGUUUGAUGGGAAACCAUAUGAGCACGGAGAGGUUUGGAAGAAGGACAUUUGUUCCUCAUGUGUGUGUGAUGAGGGGGAAGUCAGAUGCCAGGUCCAGCAAUGUAGCAAUGUAUUAUCGUGCCCAAGGAACUACAAGCUCGAACUUCUUCCCAAUGAAUGUUGUCCCAGAUGUGUAGAAAAGGACGCAGUGUGUGCUGUAUUUGGUGACCCACACUACCGCACAUUCGACGGCAAAAUUUACAACUUCCAAGGUCAAUGUUCCUACAUACUAACCCAAGAUUGUCACGGGCAAGACUUCUAUAUUCGUGUACGAAACGAUGGCAGAAAGACGAGCUCAUUUGCGUGGACUCACACAAUUCAUGUUUUCAUAGAUGGCACUAAAAUCAGUCUUCUACAGGGUCUUGGGGUCAAGGUCAACGGAUCAAGAGUCAAAUUGCCAUAUUACAAAGACAAUGAAUUCCAAGUUGAUAGAGACACUAGUUCUGUAGUUCUACGCACUGUUCUGGGUGUUUCUGUCAUUUGGGACGGAGAUAGUUAUGUGGAAGUUUCAGUGCCAAGGAAAUAUAAAAACAAGCUUUGUGGUUUAUGCGGAAACUACAACGGAUCUCCCCAAGAUGACCUCACUGGACGAGAUGGUAUGCGCUAUACAAGUUCAGCGGCUUUUGGCGCAACUUGGCGAGUAGGAAGUAAAAAGUGCAACAAGAAACCUCCAGCUCCUGAGAUGAUGAGUUGUAAAAACAAGUUCAUAAAGAAACUGAGGGUCCAUAAACAAUGUAACAUUCUAAAAGACGAUAUGUUUGCAGCAUGUGUGGGGAAAGUGGAUGUAAAGUCAUAUUUCAAAUCUUGCACUACUGAUGUCUGUGAUUGCCCCCGUGGAAAGAAGUGCGUGUGCGAGUCAGUCAGGGCCUAUGCCAGAGCUUGUGAGAGGGAAGGGGUAAAUCUCGGAGAUUGGGAGUCAAAGACCAAAUGUGGAGAAGGACAACUGACGUGCCCCAAGGGUGCUGUGUACGACACAUGUGCAGAUCCAUGCCCAAGGACUUGUGCAGAUUGGGACAAACCACGCAAAUGCAGCAAAAUGUGUGCUCCGGGUUGUUCCUGCCCGCAUGGCACUGUCUUACAUAAAAAUAAAUGCAUCAAAGCUUCGAGAUGUUCUAAAAAGAGAAACCAAAUUUGAUCACAACAAACCGUGACACAAGUCCAAUAUUACAAUCAAAAUAUGUUUGUGUCCAUUUAAAGAUGGCGCUGCAGGUAUAUCUAUUACCACGUUUCCUUAUCUAAAGAUGGCGUGAUGGAUGGAAAAACUUGCCAAUGGAAGUAUACGGAUGAGUGAUCAUACUCAAAUAUGUGUUUAUCUUAACAUGUAUGCGAAAAUCGAAAGAGGCAAAUGAUCUGAAUUGAUCUGAACGUUAGAAAUAAUGAGCCUAGCGUGCGGUGCCUGGUUUACAACAUAAACUGGAACUGAAAUGUAGUUGUACGUUAAAAUUUAAAUGUACCGGAAGCACAGGGUUCACAUUAAUUAUAUCAAAUCUGAUGCAUGAAAAUUCAAACUGGAUUUGCAAUUAGCUUUGACAAUUUGGAUGCUUUUGAUUCGUUUGAAUUGUUAUGAAUCAGUAAGGAUUUAUUAAUCAUAUCAUUAUAUGAUAGCAUUUACUACGUUAAUAGUAUUAUUGUUGUUACAAAUAAUUAUUAUUAUUAUAUAUAUAUAUAU